Molecule: messenger RNA, 2037 nt
Organism: Paramecium tetraurelia
Lineage: Eukaryota; Ciliophora; Oligohymenophorea; Peniculida; Parameciidae
Exons: 3
Molecular function (GO): protein binding
Source: RefSeq, a predicted model, not a curated record
AUGAGUCAAUAGUUAAAUAUAAGUAAUGGGGAGUAUUUUAAGUUGCUUGAAAAAGGAGUAAAAAUAACAAGAGGAGCAGUAUAGAAAUAAUAAACAUAUACUGAUAAUCAAAAUAUUAGUUAGUCAUUUAAUGAGUAAAGUUCUGGGGAAUAAGGAUUGAGUAGCUCCCAUCAUCAGAGUGGCAUGAUAUAGCUAUCUAGUCAUAAUGAAUAAUAGAAGAAAUCUUAAAAAUAAAAGAAAUCUCACCAUAAAAAAUUACCAAACUCAUGUUCAUCAUGUGCUAGUUAAGUUGUUGAAAAUUCUUUAUGCAAUGAAUGUCUAAUUAAAUACGAGAACAAUAAAUAUUGUAUUUUAUGCAAAAAGUCAAUGGUUGAAAGGGAUAAAGCAGAAAAUAUAUGCGAGUGUCGAGAUUGCGGUUUAUAUGUUCAUAAGAAGUGUGAACCCCUAUUUAAAGAUCGUAAACCUAUUUUCGACUCUUAUAGAUGUCCCAAAUGCCGGAUAGAAUUAAGGAAGGUAAUCUUUUCUGAGCUUAUCCGAUAUUUAACAUAUUUUGAUGAUGAAAAGUUAUUAUGGCAAUAUGAUCCAAGUUCUGUUAAAUAUAGAGAAGUAAUCAAAAACCCUAUUGAUUUUGACACUAUUCAUAAGAAGAACAAAAAGGGUGAGUAUUUAGAUAAUCCUGAACUUAAACUCUAUGCAGAUAUUAAAUUAAUGUGCUCUAAUUUUUUGGAAUUCAAUUUAUCAAAUCCUAAAGCACAUCGUAAAGGGAGUAUACUAAAGAUUUUAUAUGAUAUUCUGUUUCAAUAAUUCAGAGGUUACUUAAAAUUAACAGACGAAGAUCUAUUAACAUAUAAAAACAAUAUUCAUUUGUUUACUUCAGAAAAUGUCCAAUUGGCAUUUAGAUAAUUUUUGAAUUAUGGGUUUGGUGGAAAAGACUUAGUAAACCUAGAAGGGAUAAAUAAUUAUAUCCCAUUAUGGGAACCAUAAUUAUUGAGUAUAACAUAACCAGUACCUCCUAGAAACGUUAAAAGUAGUCUAAUUUAAUGGGAAAAGACUAUUAAUUUAAAUUUAGAUUUUGAAAAUGAAGAUGAACCAUUAAUUAAAUUAAAUAUGAUAGAUUUCUUGAAGUAAUAAGUUCAAAGAGAAAUAAAAAUCAAGAUUGAUAUUAAUAAAAUUACAUAGAGACACCCAUAUUUGGAUUAUUUAUUUAAACUGGAACCACCUUAAUUAACUGAUGAUUCGAUUGAUUCUCCUUAGUUGCAAUAUAUAGUAAAAGAUCUGUUAAUUAAAGAUUUAAGUACUGUUAACUUAGUUCAACCUUUCACAAUGAAAGUAGGAUGUCCUGAAUUGAUUUUUGAAUAUAUUUGUUGUUCAUGUGGAGGAUAUGAAUUUCUUGAUAAUUUAUUGAUGUGUGAAAACUGCAAUAAAACAUAUCACUUCUACUGUCAAAUUAAUAACUCUCAAUAUCACUAAUAGAGAGUCAUGAAAUCCUUAUAAAAUUGGACAUGUAAUAAUUGUGUUAGAUGUAAAGAAUGUGAUAAGUAUGGGUAAAAAAAUGAUUUAUUUUGUUGCAAUUGUAAUGAAUUUUAUCACUUCUAAUGUGUCUUCAAUAAUUUCAUUGCUCCUACAGAUGGGCUAGAUUAUUGGAAAUGCAAGAAUUGUUUCAAAUGUGCCAAUUGCCAAACUACUAAAUUAUUUGGUCCAGAACUAUUAUCAAGAAUCAAACCAACAACAACUUCGAAUACAGUGCAUAUAAGCAUUGAAUACUUCUAAAAUUUUCAAUAUUGUUUAAGUUGUGGUCUAGAUGUAGCUGGUUUUAGAUUUUGUUAAUUUUGUGAAGAGUACAUAUAAAUCUAUAAUGAUUAAUAAUCUGAUGACUGCAUCGAAAUAGAAAAUUAGAAACUUGGAUCAUUGUAUAGAUUAUAUUUCUAAGACAAAGCAAUGUUGAUAAAAUAUAUUUAAAUAAGGAAACGAAGCCUAUCAAAUAAUAUAAACAAUGUGUAAAAUGUAAACAAUUCUAUCAUGUUACUUGUUUGUUGA